AUGAGUUAAGAGACAUUGAAUGGAAUAAAUGGAAUUCUGACAGACGUUCAAAGUUUUGGACAAGAAAGCUACAGGUUCAUUAGAAAAUGCACUAAACCAGAUAAAAGAGAAUACAUAAAGAUUGCAACAUCAUGUGCAAUUGGAUUUGCAGUUAUGGGAGCAGUGGGUUAUUUCAUAAAAUUAGUAUUCAUUCCUAUUAACAACAUCAUCCUCAGCGCAAAUUGAUUUAUUUUGUUUAUUUAACAUAAUAAUAUAGGAAUUGUGUUUAUAUAUUUCUAAAUAU
Messenger RNA from Paramecium tetraurelia, 283 nucleotides. RefSeq lists its product as uncharacterized. The transcript has 2 exons. Gene Ontology annotation, cellular component: Ssh1 translocon complex; membrane. Gene Ontology annotation, biological process: protein targeting; post-translational protein targeting to membrane, translocation. Gene Ontology annotation, molecular function: transmembrane protein transporter activity. Lineage: Eukaryota; Ciliophora; Oligohymenophorea; Peniculida; Parameciidae. The record is from RefSeq and is a predicted model, not a curated record.